Molecule: messenger RNA, 660 nt
Organism: Penicillium taxi
Lineage: Eukaryota; Fungi; Ascomycota; Eurotiomycetes; Eurotiales; Aspergillaceae
Exons: 2
Coding region: 1-660 (219 amino acids)
Source: RefSeq, a predicted model, not a curated record
AUGAAAAGAGCACAAUCUCAUGCGAGGCUUGUCGACAUCGAAAGUGUAAAGGGCUUGCCGUUGGGAUAUCUCAGCCAAUUAGAGAAACGACUUACCGAGACGGAGACCGCUUUAUACAGGACUCUGAUGACAUUGGGUACGAUAGGGCCGGCAGACUUGAUGUCCGCUUCAGUUAUAGCAGAUCCGGGGCAUAAACCGAAGCUAGCACGUAUGGAUGAGUGGUCUCAAUACUCACUGCAUGGAGAGCGAGACCUGUAUCGCUGGAUGUCUGCUGUAUCCGACCGAUUCUCUGUCGAGCCUCCACUCGGAGUACAUUUGCCAGAAAUACCGGCAAGUGUAUACGAUAGACCAAUAUCUGCCGCUCAUGACGUAGAUUUUGGCACAUCAGAAGCCACAUCACAAGGAGAGCUUCGUGGUGUCGCUCCUCGUGCAUGGCAACGGGAUGAAGUCCACAUGGAAAGCCCCUAUGAAACCCACUUGCACCCACAGGGUCUUGACUCUUCAUCGGCAUACCUAUACGAUCAAGUUGAACCAUCGGAUAGUGGAGCAUCACCAGAUAUUCUGGAUCAUGAACAUGGGACAAAGGACGGUCAUAUAGAGGUUGAACAAUCUCGCAAAGCAGAUGUCUUGUCGAAAAGUAAACCAUGCAUCUAUUUUUAA